Molecule: messenger RNA, 1959 nt
Organism: Panicum virgatum (switchgrass)
Lineage: Eukaryota; Viridiplantae; Streptophyta; Magnoliopsida; Poales; Poaceae
Product: aspartyl protease family protein 1-like
Exons: 10
Coding region: 195-1796 (533 amino acids)
Biological process (GO): proteolysis
Molecular function (GO): aspartic-type endopeptidase activity
Source: RefSeq, a predicted model, not a curated record
CAAGCGAAAUCCCAACCAAAGGCGAAGAAGGGACCUAAAGCAGACCAACCCAGCGCAGCCCACACCGCUACGCCAAUUGCAACGCCGCCGUCGUUACUCUCGCCGGAGUCGGAACCACGACGCCGGUCACCGCCGCUGCCCAAGCAGCUUCAUCCGAGCCCUGAUUCGCCGGAUCACAUGUGGUCACCUCUCAGAUGACCUCCCGACUCUUCAACGCUUUGUUGCUGUUCCUCCUUUUUGCCGCCGCCUCUCUGGGCCGCGGUGGCGCUGUUCAGACGACGCCGUCGCUUGAGUUCCACCACCGGUUCUCCGCGCCUGUGCGGCGGUGGCUGGAGGCCCGCGGGCACGCGCUCCCCGGCGGGUGGCCGGCCCCUGGCGGUGCUGCGUAUGUCGCCGCCCUUGCCGAGCACGACCGUCACCACGCGAUGUCGGCUGCUGGUGCUGGAGGUAGCGGCGAGGCCCCUCCGCUAACUUUCGCCGAGGGAAACGCCACCCUCAAGGUCAGCAACCUCGGAUUUUUGCACUAUGCUCUCGUGACCGUAGGCACACCAGGGCAAACGUUCAUGGUGGCUCUGGACACUGGGAGCGACCUCUUCUGGCUGCCGUGCCAGUGUGAUAGCUGCACGCCGCCUGCGACGGCUGCUUCGGGAUCAGCUUCCUUUUACAACCCUGGUAUGUCAUCAACUAGCAAAGUCAUUCCAUGCAGUAGCAACUUUUGUGAUCUUCAAAAAGAAUGCUCCACGACAUCACAAUGUCCAUACAAGAUGGUGUAUGUCUCUGCGGGCACAUCAUCUUCUGGAUUUUUAGUUGAGGAUGUACUUUAUCUCUCAACGGAGAAUUCACAUCCUCACAUUCUUAAGGCGCAGAUAAUGCUUGGUUGUGGACAGACUCAAACUGGGUCAUUUCUGGAUGCUGCUGCUCCUAAUGGCCUUUUUGGACUUGGAAUAGACAAGGCUUCAGUUCCAAGCAUUUUAGCGCAGAAAGGUCUGAUACCUAACUCCUUCUCGAUGUGCUUUGGACGUGAUGGUAUUGGGAGGAUAAACUUUGGAGAUCAAGGAAGCUCGGACCAACAAGAGACACCUCUUGAUAUCAACCAACGACAUCCCACCUACACCAUCAGUAUCACUGGGAUUGCCAUUGAAAAUAAGCUAACAGACUUGGAAUUCAGUACUAUUUUCGACACUGGUACCUCCUUCACAUACUUGGCGGACCCAGCAUAUACAUAUAUAACCCAGACUUUUCACGCACAAGUUCAAGCAAAUCGCCAUGCUGCUGACUCGAGAAUUCCUUUUGAAUAUUGCUAUGAUCUGAGCUCUGGUGAAGCAAGGAUUCCAACUCCUGAUAUAAUCCUGAGAACAGUAAGUGGAAGUCUGUUUCCUGUGAUUGAUCCAGGGCAAGUAAUCUCAAUUCAGGAACAUGAAUAUGUUUAUUGCCUGGCAAUUGUCAAGAGCAUGAAGCUCAAUAUUAUAGGGCAAAAUUUCAUGACUGGUCUUCGUGUAGUGUUCGAUCGAGAAAGGAGAAUUCUUGGAUGGAAGAAAUUCAAUUGUUAUGAUACUGAUAGUUCAAACCCUCUCUCCACCAACUCACGGAAUUCGUCAGUUUUUUCACCUUCAACGUCUGAGAACUACUCUCCUGAGGAAGCAAGGAAUCCAACUGGUGUUUCCCAGUUGAGACCUUUGAACAAUUCAUCUCCUGGAACGUUACAAGAUAGUUUUCUUUUCAUGCUUCUUUUAAUUGGUUCACUGGUGCAUUAUGCUCUGAUUCCUCUUGUUGGUGUAGGGUUGAUCCGGCUGUAAAUUAGCUCUUACUGUAAAAUAGAUACUGUAGAGCUUGACUAGUUAGUACAGCAUAUAGAACACAACACAAUUGCUUAGUGCUUACAUGUUCUGUAAAUUCGACAAUAGUAAUUAAUUGUGAUGCUGGUUUUUAUGGCUCAUUAUAUACACGCUUCCCUUUCCA